CACUCUCCCUCCCCACCUCUUUCGCUCUCUCCUUCUUGACCCCUAUCGCUCUUCUCGUCCCCUUCUCUCCCGCCCGAUCGACCCAAGAACUGCCGAUUUCGCCGGUUCUUGGCUCGAUCUCUCCCCUCUGGCCAUCCCCACCUGUUUCCCGGUUCGAUCUCCCAAACCGAUUUGAUUGCAUCACACCAAACAAGGAAGAAUUUUUCUUUCUUGUUUACAUCUGGCCUGUUGUUCCCGAUCGAGCGAUUGGAUCGUCACAUGCUCCCAUGCUCUACUGCGACGUGAAUAACACAGGCAUUCCUCAUUUGGAUUCCGUCGGAUUGUGUCAUAAUUGGCCAAAGUUGUGACGUUUAAAGCGGGGGGAUUCUGUUCGGAAAUUCUCCAACAUGGGGAGGGUGAAGCUCAAGAUUAAGAAAUUGGAGAACAGCAGCGGCCGGCAAGUGACGUAUUCGAAGCGGCGGUCAGGGAUCCUCAAGAAGGCCAAGGAGUUAUCCAUACUCUGCGACAUUGAUCUCAUCCUCCUCAUGUUCUCCCCCGCCGGAAAGCCCACCAUAUGCGUCGGCGACAAAAGCCCCAUAGACGAAGUCAUUGGAAAGUAUGCACAACAAACUCCUCAGGAAAGGGCUAAAAGGAAGCUGGAGAGCUUAGAAGCCCUAAAAAAGACAUUCAAGAAGCUAGACCAUGAUGUCAACAUUCAGGACUUCUUAGGCUCCGGGGGUCAGACGGUCGAGGAACUAUCGAGUCAUCUUGGUGCUUUGCAAUGUCAAAUGGCAGAUGUUCAAAAGCGUCUCAGUUAUUGGAGCGAUCCUGAGAAGGUUGACAAUAUCGACCAUAUAAGAGCAAUGGAGCAAUCUCUCAAAGAAUCUCUUAAUCGCAUCGGAAUUCAUAAGGAAAACUUCACGAAGCAGCAUCUGAUGGGCCUACAGUGUGCUGCAGCUCAGUUCCAGAACGACAUGCAGCUCCCUCUGGGCCUGACCGGUGACCCGAACGCUUCGUCAUGGUUCCACAAUGGCGGCGGUGGCGAUGGGCAGCAACCUAUGAUGCUAACUGAAGACCCCAGCUUGAUCCAUCAUAGGGACAUCGGAUGCUCGACGAGCACGUCGCUGCAGAGUUACCCGGGCUACUUCAGCAUGAGCAAGCAGUCGACUGACACGAACGGCGGGGAGCAGCAUCACCAGCAGGCGUCGGCGGCGGUGCAGCAGCAGCCAGAGUUCAGCCAGGGCGAGUGCCCGACGUCUCUGCACCUGGGCGCGCAGUUCCCGUACCAGUCCGCCUUCGAUCACACCAGCCUGCUCAACGAGAGGCUCUUCCGGCCGGACAUGGAGCUGCACGUCGACAAUGCGGCGGCCAUGGACUUCGUCGGCGGCCACUACGACAUGCCGAGGCCCGGCGACGAGGCCAGCUUCCAGAACUGGGCGUCGGCGGCAUGCGGCGCCACCAUGUACGACCACCAGCAGCAGCAGCCGUCCGCCCAACUUAUUGUUCAGAACAUGACUGAAUCCCUGACCGUCGGCUCCCUGCAGCAGCAACUCUGACAGCAGCCUCGUUCGACCACGCCACUUUUCAACAUCAUCGGCUCAUGAUCAGAUAUGAUUCUUUAGCUUAGAACCCCGAAGCCAAAAGGCGCUACCAUCGCUGCUAAGGAGAAUCCCUCUCAAUCGGCUUAUUAUUAUGUAGGAGAGAACUAUGAUGUAUAGGAGAAUAUUGAAUUUUGUCAGUGUAAAACAUAAACUGACCGUAGCAAAUUCAACCUGUAAAAUAUGAUGAAUCCAUUAUUAACUCUUAUGUAAACUAUGCUACAGUUUUGCCAUGAAAAAGUUGGGACUUAGCUGACAGCUUCCAAGCACGCAACACUUUGUAAGAUUAGCUAAUACUCCCUCCAGUUGGCAAAAACACGAAUUUGAGCAUUAGUUUGUACUAGCGUAUUUAUGUACUAUUAUCCAAUAAAACGGUUUGCCCGAUCUUUUUUCUUGAAA
Molecule: messenger RNA, 1976 nt
Organism: Lolium perenne
Lineage: Eukaryota; Viridiplantae; Streptophyta; Magnoliopsida; Poales; Poaceae
Product: agamous-like MADS-box protein AGL65
Molecular function (GO): DNA binding; protein dimerization activity
Source: RefSeq, a predicted model, not a curated record